CAUCACUCAAUUUGAGCCCCAUUCAAGGGUUUCGAGCUCCUUGAUCAACGAAGUCGCAAUGCCUCCGAAACGAAAGAGCUCCGGCGAGGGGCAUGACCAAGACAACACGCGCAGGAAGCGAUUUGCUUAUCUGAAGCCCCAAGUUCGUCGGGUCUCUGAACGAACGAUCAAAUCUAAAUGGUCCACGCUCCCAGAGCCAAUGCAAGACAAGAUUCGCGAUAUGUUUCGAGCCCUCGAGCGCCCAGUCAUAGUGCGUCAGCAGAAUGAGCGCAAGCGCAUUGAAGCGCAAGCCGCUGUUCAGGCCGUAGUGAAGAACCUCGGAAAGCGCCUACCUAGAAUGCCAUUUCCACCCGUAACGAAGGAUUCGGUUUUCGAAUAUGAGGCUGCACUUAAAGAACACUGUUCCUUGGAGGCGAGCCUGGCUACCGUCAUAGACAGCACUGAUCUCUUGAAAGCCGAGAUCGAAAAGGAAGAGGCAUUACUUGCGAAGGAAACGAAACAAUUGCAGGAAAUGGAGAAGAAUGCUAAGCGGGCGGAAGCAGAACGGAAGAGGCAACUGAAAAAUGAACAUCCCGUGCUUCGGCAGCUCAGCGUUCCUGGCCAACAGAGUCAGGAUGAUACUCAGUUCGUGCUCUCUAGUGAAAGUGAUUUGCAAACUACGUUUGAUGAGCUCGAAACCGACCCUGAGGUCGCGGGCUUGUUAAAGCAGCUGAAUGGGCAUCUCAAAUCCAUGCAGGGUAAUACAGCCCCUCUGACAGGCUUAAGUGAGGCGAUUACACGGUCUCAGACAGCUUUGAGCCUGACUUGCCGACCUGAAGAUUGA
Messenger RNA from Aspergillus nomiae NRRL 13137, 823 nucleotides. RefSeq lists its product as uncharacterized. NCBI's taxonomy places the organism in Eukaryota, Fungi, Ascomycota, Eurotiomycetes, Eurotiales, Aspergillaceae. The transcript is spliced from 5 exons. The record is from RefSeq and is a predicted model, not a curated record. The annotation marks the transcript as partial.